AUGAACUUCUCCGAGGUCUUCAAGCUGUCCAGCCUGCUCAGCAAGUUCUCCCCGGACGGGAAGUACCUGGCUUCAUGUGUCCAGUACCGUCUAGUGGUCCGAGAUGUGAACACACUUCAGAUCCUUCAGCUGUACACAUGCCUGGAUCAGAUCCAGCACAUAGAGUGGUCGGCUGACUCGCUCUUUAUCCUUUGCGCCAUGUACAAACGAGGGCUUGUUCAGGUCUGGUCUUUGGAACAGCCAGAUUGGCACUGCAAGAUAGAUGAGGGCUCGGCAGGGCUGGUGGCUUCAUGUUGGAGCCCGGAUGGUCGCCACAUCCUUAACACAACCGAGUUCCACCUGCGGAUAACUGUCUGGUCCUUGUGUACAAAAUCUGUGUCUUAUAUUAAAUAUCCUAAAGCUUGUCAGCAGGAUAAGCUGCACUUUGAGACUGACACCCAGGAUCUUGUUGGGAUCGAGUGGGCUCCCAAUGGCUGUGUGCUGGCUGUGUGGGACACCUGUCUGGAGUAUAAGAUCCUGCUGUACUCUUUGGAUGGCCGGUUGCUGUCAACCUACUGUGCAUACGAGUGGUCCCUAGGCAUCAAGUCUGUGGCCUGGAGCCCCAGCAGCCAGUUCUUGGCGGUUGGAAGUUACGACGGAAAGGUGCGCAUUUUGAAUCAUGUGACUUGGAAGAUGAUCACGGAGUUUGGGCAUCCUGCGACCAUUAACAAUCCCAAGAUCAUUGUCUAUAAGGAAGCAGAGAAAAAUCCGAAGCUGGGGCUGGAGGGCCUUCCCUUCCCACCCCUGAGAGCAGCAGCCAGGCCUCUCUCUACCACAGAGACGAAAUAUGAGAUUGCCUCCCUGCCAGUCUCUCUGCAGACCCUGAAACCUGUCACUGACAGAGCAAACCCCAGGAUUGGUGUUGGCAUGCUGGCGUUUAGCUCUGACAACUACUUCCUGGCAACAAGGAAUGACAACAUUCCGAACGCUGUGUGGAUCUGGGAUGUUCAGAAACUCAGGCUGUUUGUGGUGCUAGAGCAGCUGGUUCCGGUGCGCACCUUCCAGUGGGACCCACAGCAGGCCCGCCUCGCCCUCUGCACAGGAGGCAGCCGUGUCUACCUGUGGUCACCAGCAGGCUGUGUGUCGGUGCAGGUGCCCGUGGAAGGUGACUUCCAUGUGCUCUCCCUGUGCUGGCAUCUGAGUGGGGACUCCCUAGCCCUCCUCAGUAAGGACCACUUCUGCCUGUGUUUCCUGGAGACCGAGGAGGGGGCCGGCACAGCUUGA
Orycteropus afer afer is the source of this 1263-nucleotide messenger RNA. RefSeq names its product WD repeat containing, antisense to TP73 (gene WRAP73). NCBI's taxonomy places the organism in Eukaryota, Metazoa, Chordata, Mammalia, Tubulidentata, Orycteropodidae. Gene Ontology annotation, cellular component: microtubule organizing center; mitotic spindle; MWP complex. Gene Ontology annotation, molecular function: protein binding. Gene Ontology annotation, biological process: microtubule anchoring at mitotic spindle pole body; mitotic sister chromatid segregation; protein localization to mitotic spindle pole body. The record is from RefSeq and is a predicted model, not a curated record.